Molecule: messenger RNA, 1941 nt
Organism: Recurvomyces mirabilis
Lineage: Eukaryota; Fungi; Ascomycota; Dothideomycetes; Mycosphaerellales; Teratosphaeriaceae
Exons: 2
Coding region: 1-1941 (646 amino acids)
Biological process (GO): sphingomyelin catabolic process
Molecular function (GO): sphingomyelin phosphodiesterase activity
Source: RefSeq, a predicted model, not a curated record
AUGCCCUCUCUUCUUCAGUUCUUCACAUUCGCCACCUUUGGUACGGCGCAGACACUGAUCUCUCAGCUCCACAACCAAAGUAAUGCCAACUUCAACUCCACUCCAGCAUACAAGCAAGCUCUCCUCGCCACCGUGAAUACGACCUUUCACGCCAAAACCUGUAACGACUGCGACGACAUCCUCCGCGUCCUCAAAUCCGUCGCCGAAUUGGGCGAAGCUCCCUUUGCCGAACUCAGCAUAGCAUUUUGCAAUGCCGCUCACGAAGGAGACCCCGAUGUCUGCGCCGGCUUGGAGACUCUGGAAGCUCCCUCUGUGUCGUGGGCAUUGAGGCAGAUGGUGAUCCCGAGCCAGACGGCGCAGGUCUUCUGCGAAGCACUCUAUGGACUCUGCCCACAGCCUGCGAUCUUGGACUAUACAGUACCCUUCCCUAAACCGAAGCCAGCCAAGAAGCACACUUGGCCUCCAACCAGCGGCCUCGAAUCAUUGAAAGUCGUGCAUAUAUCUGAUAUGCAUGUCGAUCACUCGUACACCAUUGGUUCGAGCUACAAUUGCUCAAAGAGUAUCUGCUGUCGUUCUUACAACGCCAGUUUUGCCGCCGGGUCUGAGCUGGCCAAGUUGUAUCCUGCUGAACCCUUUGGGGAGUACUACUGUGACACGCCUGUGGAUCUGGAGGAGGCACAGUAUUCUGGUGUCGCCGAGUUCGCAAGGAAUAGAGCGUUCACGAUCAGCACUGGUGACAUGGUUGAGGGCUUUACCUGGGGCACUAGCGAUACUGAGAUAGAGUAUGACAUUAGCGACAUCUACCAUAGGAUGCGCAAGAGUCUCGGAUUGGUCUUCCCAGCUAUUGGUAACCACGAUGCCAACCCUGUAAACAGCUUUCCACUACCGGAGCUCAAGACAUCAUACAACAACACCUACGACUACAACCUCGACGCGCAGCUCUGGCAACCUUGGAUCGGCUCUGCCGCUGCAGCUCAAGUCCGAGCUCACUCUGGCAUGUACAGUACGACCUACACCUCGCCAUCCACUGGUUCUUGUCUCCGCAUCAUCAGCAUAAACACCAUGUUUUGGGAGGGCGUGAACUGGUGGAUCUACAACACGACCAUGCCUCGUGACCCAGCUGGUGUCUUAGCUUUCCUUGUCUCCCAACUUCAGCUAGCAGAGGAUAAUGACGAGCGUGCCUGGAUCAUAGGCCAUAUACCACCGGGAAGACCAGAUGCUUUGUACGACUAUUCUGCAUACCUCGAUCAGGUUGUCGAGAGGUACGAAGGCACGAUCGCUGCGAUGUUCUGGGGCCAUACGCACAGAGACCAAUUCGAGAUCUCGUACGCUGAUUACAUGAAUCAGACAGCCGCUGGAGCACGCAUGGUAGGCUUCAUAGCGCCUUCUCUGACACCGACAAGUGGCAACCCCAACUUCCGCGUCUACAGCGUCGACCCAAUCACUUUCUCGAUCCAAGACUACACCGUCUACACCGCCAACCUUUCCACACCCGAUUACCACACCUUAGGUCCUAAAUGGGAGGAGUACUACUCCUUCAAAGCAGCCUAUGGCCCUCUCCUCGAUCCACCCUACACCGACGCCCACGCUGAGCUAACACCAGCCUUCAUGCAUAAUGUCACGAUGCUCUUCGAAAACAGCGAUACAGUAUUUCAACAAUACUACGACCGUAAGCAGCGUGGUUGGACUCCACAAGGGUACGGGCCUUGUGAGGGGAGUUGUAAGACUAAUGAGAUUUGUCAGUUGAGGAGUGCGCAGAGUCAAUAUGCUUGUUUGGCACCGAGCGCUGCUAUGAAGAAGAGAGAUGGUGAGGUCGAAGGCGGGUUUGUAGCGAGGGUGCAGAGUGAGUGCUCGCAGUCGAGGAUGGUCGGGGUGUUGCAUGGUAUGGCUGGCAGUCUGGACGUUGUGAAGCAGAAGCUGGAGGUUCUCCGGAAGGGCUGA